AUGGCCGAACCACCUUCGUCGCCCCCUGGCGAGUCUGCCUCCGCCGAGGACUCCUUGUCGUGGUACAAGUCGCAGUAUGAGGUGCUUGAGCAGGAGCUCGCUGAGUUCAGAGAAUCGAGCAAGGAACUUGAGCAGGAGCUCGAGAAGGACAUCGAGCAGGCUGAAAAGAGGGAGCGUGGGCUCCAGGAGAAGGCGGAGAGCCUUGCAUUCGAGGUCGAGGAGUGGAAG
Messenger RNA from Verticillium nonalfalfae, 228 nucleotides. Its product is annotated as NADH:ubiquinone oxidoreductase. Gene Ontology annotation, biological process: mitotic centrosome separation; vesicle transport along microtubule; centrosome localization. Gene Ontology annotation, molecular function: microtubule binding. Lineage: Eukaryota; Fungi; Ascomycota; Sordariomycetes; Glomerellales; Plectosphaerellaceae. Gene Ontology annotation, cellular component: kinesin complex; kinetochore; centrosome. The transcript has a single exon. The record is from RefSeq and is a predicted model, not a curated record. The annotation marks the transcript as partial.